CCGUUGCCGUGGUGACGCUCCCGCGGUAGCAGCGCGCUGCGGGGCUCUCGUCCUGGAGCUCCCGACCGUCCGCUGUUGGCGGAUGCGGAAUUUCAGGGCAGAGGGGCUGCCGGUCUCCAGAGGCUGCCAGAAAAGCGGAGGCGCCGUGAGGAGCUUGAGUGCACGACAGGUGAGUUGGAUAAGACUCUGUGGGAAGUAGAAUGUCGGAAGAAGGAAUUGAAAAAGAAGUAGAAAUUGAAUUAGGCAGAAUCAGUGUUUCUUCGUUUGGAACGGAUGACCCUGACACAGAGGUAUCAGAGGGACCCUUGAGUGACAGUGAGACAAUUUCAGGUGACUUACCUGAAUCAGUUCUCUCCUAUUUAAACUUUAUCAAGAGCCGCAAUCAAGAUGCUGAAAAGCUUAUACUGCAGGACUUAGGAGAUGAGCAGAAUACAAGUGACAUUUAUGAAGUAGCCUCUUGCCAUCCUUCUGAACCAAAUCAAGAUUCAAAACAAUUUAAUGAAAAGAUACUGCUUGAAGUUGAAAAUGAAGACUUGCAGCUUGCUACAACACCUGAUUAUAGUCAGUCCAUCAGUGAUGAAGUGGUCACUGAUGACCAUUUUCUUACAGCUGGUCUUGAAAUGAGCAUAAGUCUUGCCCAUUGUGAAACAGAAGAGUGUAGACCAGCACUUGAGCUUGAAGAUGAGAUGAUGAAAAAAUGGAAAACUGAGAGAGAAUCACGGGAAAAACAGAGUGAAGAGGAACAUGCAAGACAAGUGCAGCAUCUGGAGCAAUUUGAGGCUGAAAGAAUAAAGUUAAAUCUUCUUCAUAAGAAACGCCAGGCUGCAAUAGAAGAUGAGUUACAGAAAGAAGAGGAAGUUUGGAGAGACAAAAUGAGGCAGCAUGAGGAAUCGAUCAUGAAGCUACGGUUGCAAAUGGAAGAGGAAAGAAAGGCCUUGGAAGAACAGAAAGCAAAAGAAAGACAACAACUGGCUGAACAACAGAAUAUAGCAGCUGUGAAAAUCCAAGCUAGAUUUAGAGCAUUUUUAGUCCGUAAAAAAUAUGCUCCCAUUUUAAAACAAUGGAAAUAUGAAAUGAGAAAGAAACAAAAAAUACUAGAGGAAAUAGAGAUGGAAAUGAAAGGAAGAGAAGAAAAACUGAAUAGGCGAAUGGAGGAAAACAGGUUAAAGAGAGAAGAGGAAAGAAAGAGACAAGAAGAACUUGCAAGACAAGAAUAUUUGAAACAGGUGAAGAGGCACGAGGAAUAUGAGAAAAAGAAAGAAAGCCUGAGAUUGGAAAGAAAAAAACAACUGCAAAUGAGAAGAGAAGAACAAAGACAGUUAGAACAAAAAAGAGCAGAAGCUGUGAUGGGAGAAAAUGUAGAAAAAACCAUAGAAAACAUAAAAAAGGAUAAUAAGACAGAAAAUAUGAAAGUAAUAAGAGAAGAGAAUGAGGAACAAAAUAAACAAUUAGAGGAAUCAAAAGAAAAACAUGCUGAAAUGAUGGAUGAAACAAAUAAUAUGAUGAUUCCAGCAGAAAGGAAUUUGACACCAAGUGUGCUAGGCUCUGAGAAGGAACACUCUUCUCUAGUGAAUAAUGAGAACUUAUGCAUUAAUUCAGUAAUACAAGUAGAAGAAAAGUACUCAGAAACAAAUUAUUUUGAUAAAGCUUCAAAUGGUCAUAUUCCAAAGGAUGAAUCUCUUAACUUUGGUGCUAAUGACAUGGUAGAAAAUAAGGCAAACCACAUAUGCAACAGCCCACCAAAUGUCCAGCCAAAUGCUAGUAACAGAGAAAUUAAAGAUCAAUUUUCUCAGUAUGAAACUAUGAAGAAAACUGUAUUUCUGAUGGAAAAUGCUACUGAAGAAGUCAGAGACACCUGGAACAGUAGUCAAGAUAAAACAGAUUCUUCUAGUAAAGUAAUUUUUCCUGGUGAUAUUGAAAAGAAGAGAAUAAACUGGAUGAACACAUGCAAAUCUUGGUCUAAAAUAUAUGAAGAAAACCAAAGAAAGCAAACAACUAUAAGAAAAUUACUAAGGAAAAGUUCAGUUAGGAAGAUGCCUCCACUAAGUACAGAAAAGAUAAUUCAUAGUGGCCCUUGGAGUACCUUGCAACAGGUCACAAUGCUAACGCUUGAAGAUUUGCCAGCUUGUAGCCUCUCAACCUUAUCUGAGUGUUCAAAUAUUCAAGUUUUGACUCUGAGGCGCUGUGGACUGGUUGCACUGGAAGGACUAAGUAGCUGCAAAGACCUGAAGUAUAUCAAUGUGGAGGAGAACAACAUUCAGGUAAUUGACUGUGCAAAUCUGGAAAAUCUCUGUAUUCUCAUUCUGAAUAAGAACCGUCUUUCAUCAGUUUGUGGCUUAGAUGGAUGCAAAAAUCUCCAAAAUCUUGAACUUUCCUACAAUAGAAUCACUCGAAUUGGUGGUUUGGAGUCACUGAAAAAUCUUCAACGAUUAAUUGUGGACCAUAAUCAGUUAAUCAGCACAAAAGGUCUUUGUGAGGCCCCUACUCUCAUUCACCUAGACUGCUCUUACAAUCAUCUCACACAAGUUGAAGGCAUUGAGAAUUGUGGCCUUCUUCAAGUUCUGAAGUUGCAAGGCAAUAAUCUCCAGGAGCUUCCAAGACUGGAAAAUCAUGUUCUCUUAAGAGAACUAUAUUUGGAUGACAAUAGCAUUUCUUCUAUGAGAAUGUUUUCUUUGUAUUGGCUGCCUCUAUUGCAGAUUCUUUUGCUGUCUCAAAAUAGAUUAACUGACCUUGUGCCUUUAAAUUCAUUUUUAUUCUUGGAAAAGAUAGAUAUCAAAAAUAACUGCUUGUCAGAUCUUAAAGAUGUUCGUAGAUGGUUUAGUGGCUGCCAUAAACUAAAGGAGUUGUCAUUGAUUGGGAAUCCUCUUCUCCAAGAAAAGAACUGGAGGUCUUCCAUGUUGGAGGUCCUUCCUAAUUUACAGUUACUUGAUGGUGAAAUCUUAACCCAUCAUACUUUACCCACAACUGAAAAAAUCAAAGCAUCAGAAUUAGGAACUUUUCUGGAAAUUUGUCGAAUUCAAAUUGAAGAAAAUAUUCAACUGAAAAAAAAGGCUGCUGAAUUGGAAUUUGCCUCUUCUAUUGAUUCUGCACUGGGACAAUGCUGGUAUUUCAAUCAGCUGAUGAAACUUAGUAUUAGACAUCGAUAUAUACAUGAGUACGGUGAACUACACAUUACUGACAGAGAUGGACCAGAAGCACUUCAAAAUCAUUUAAAGCAAACAUCCACUGGCUGCCUCCAGGAACAUAACCCCUUUAUCAUGGGUGUGACAGAAAAUAAACAGGUCUUGCUGGAUCCUUCCAAAAGAUGGAUUACUACUGGUGAUAUUCAGGCCACAUUCAUUAACUCCUCCAUACCUGUGCACCAGAAGGAAAGUAGAGGAGAUCAGAGAGUGAAGCAGAAGAGCACUGAAUCUUGUAUUAAUUUCAGUGGGGAGAGCAAAGACAACAAAAACAUGUCAGGCCAACCCACAUUGCAACAGUCAGUGAUAGUUGCAAGUGAUGUGGGAAGAAAUCUCCAGCACUUGGAGAAUGAUACAGAGAGACUACAUAUGGCAGCAUCCUUGAUCCAGUCCUUUUGGCGGCAGUACCAUCCUCAGAGGAAAAAUGACUGCAAUAAAACAGAGAAUCAUCAGUUUGUAGAAGCUUUGAGACAGAAACAUGAAGCUGCCACAGUAAUCCAGGCAUUUUGGAAGGGUUUUCUUUUGCGAAAGAAACUGGCCAGUGCUCUUGCAGAUGUUAAAAGUGAUGAAGUGGAAGACGAAUAUGAAGAAAUAAAUGUGGAUGCUUUCACAUUUUCUGAAGCUGCGUUAGAGAAGGAAUGGCUAACUCUGGAUUCCACCCGUUUCCCUUCAAAAACACUCCUGCUCUCAAACCAGCUCCACUGGCCAAAGAAGUUUUCUAGGCCUUCAGAUGCCAGUGGGCAAUCAAAUAGUUUGCCACUAGUACCACAGGAAGUUUGGCAGUGUGCUAGGAGACCACAUUCAUACUCAGCAGAAAAAAUCCAUUUCUAUAGCAGGUCAGGGAAGGAAACAAUGUCACAGCUUUCUAAUUGGAAAGAAAAAAAUGAAUUUUUAUUUAUGUCUGAAAAAGAAGAAAAAAUAUCAGAAGAAUGGGGGUUUAAGGAUAUUUCUACUGCACAGCUAAUGCUGAAGAGGGCCCACAGAAUGAAACCUAAAAAAGAUAAUAAUAAAAGUUUAGACCCAGCUGUGCGCCUGGCUUUGUUCAAAAACAAUGAAAAUAAACAUCUCUCUGUGAAACCACCAGGGAAGACACGGCCUAUAAAUGCUGGAUACUUUGAAGGUAAAAGAAUUUCUCAGGUGGAUACUUCUUCAGAUGAGAAAUUACAGAGAAAAGACUUCACAUACCAAUGGCUUUGUGCACAGCUUUUGGAUUAUGAAGCAACCUGUUCCAGAGAUACGAAGAGCUGUCGUUUUUUGCCCGAGUUAAAUCCUGCAACAUGCAACAAUAGACAAGUACAGCUUGUGGCAAGCCCUGUAAGCAGAGAAGACAUGGAUUUAGACCUUGUUUCCAUGGCUGGUGGAAAUGCUUUGACUGAGAACAGAGAAAAAAAUAAGCCACCACACAGACAGUCAGCAACAUCCUCAAAAAAGAAUAUCUCUACUCCAGAAAAAUCAUGUUUGGGUCCAUCUCAUAGAGAACGGAUAUCAUUUCGAGACCAUGCAGUGCAGCUAAGUGGAGGAUGGGGAGCAGGCAAAAAAAGGCAAAAGCCUAAAAAUAUUAGCUGAAUAUUGGAGAUAAUUUAACUAGUUGAUUUAAUCAAACAUGGAGAGCAUGUGAAAAGCUGUUUAUUUUUAAGCAUCUGAAUAUCAAUUGUUGGAUUUUCAUUUAUUAGCAAUAAACCACUUUCAGUUAAAUACUUUUGACUUAUUUUAUUAUACAUGGUUACAGUGGUUUGGGUUUUGUGGGAUUUUUUGGUCAAAGUAUUUUAUACCUGUCAGUAAGUUAUCAUAGUUUGUGUUUUCAAUUGCUUAUAUGUUCAUAUGGUAUAGGAUGCAGAACUGAUUAAUUCUACAAGGUCAUUGUACAGUGACUAAGUUUAGGCUUACUUAUAAGAACUGGAUGAGAAGUCCAAAGUAAUAAGGGUUCAUAUUCGUGUGAUGUAUGUCACAUAUUGAAACACUGAAUUCUUGUUUUCUCACGAGAAAAUAAAAAUAAAAUAAAAACAAAAUACAUGCUUGCAAAGUGUAUUGUGAGCUAUAGCAGCCAUUCUUUAAAAAGUCUGUGUAGAAUAUUUUACUGAACCAGUAUACAAAUGAUGAGCAUGCACUUUCUUUUAUUAGGAAUAUGAGUAGUCCUCUAGAUCUUUCAUCAUAAAUUAUUGCCAUAGUAUGAGAAAGCAACCUGUUAUGGGUUUAUGUUUUCAAGUACUUCUGUUUCCUAGAGGAUUAAAAAACAAACAAAAAAAGGUUCUCAUUUUGUUCUGGGAUAAUGUAAAAUUAGAUCUAUAUGUCACUGUUAACCCAACUUAAUUGUUUCACAUAGACAGGCUCCUUCAGACUCAUGUGUAAAUGUUUUGUGGUUCAAGGAAAUUUAGAGAAAAAGAAAUACUGUUUCAACUGUUCAUGAGUAUCUAAGUCAUUACUUCUGGUCAAUGCUUUGUCUAUCAGCAUACAGGACAGAAAAUGUUCUGUGAUUUCAAAGCCUGACAUUAUUUUAAUACUUUCGACUUUGGGGGUAUAAGUUGCUAACUGGAUCUAGAAAAAGGCUGUCUUUGGUAUUUCCUUGUCUGUUUCCAUAAGCCGCAAUCCCCUGCAGAUGGAGAGAGAGGUGGAAAAGGUAAUGGGGCUUAAAACUUCAGUCAGUAAAGAACAUAAAUUCUUGCAUUGUGGCUGCUUUUAAAAUGUACUUAAAUUAGCAUGUGAUAUUAUUUUGUAAAGUGCUUUUUAUGCUAAUGUACAUAUCUUAACUAUGGGUUAAAAACAUUUAUCUCCAUUUUUGUGAAUACUUGCAUUCAUUUUCAGAUAAAAAGAUGGCUAGUCUUAUGGAAAACCUCCAGUGAAUAAUUUUAGUUGUUGGAACCACUGUCCUGUUCUUAUUAUCACUUUGCUUUUGGAAAGUCAGUGCACCCUAUCUGAGAAAAGAUUUCUUUGCCUUUCUGGGGAAUUAUGGCCAGGUUGCCUAACCUGACUAUAGAAAUGCUGUGGUUGUCAACAGGGUAUAAAAUGUCACUAGAUGUUUAUCUUACCUAUGUAUCCUACCUAAAUGUACAAAAUUAGUGUUCAGCUUGAUUUCAGGAUCUUCAACAUAAUGACUUUUAAAUGUCACCAACAAAUAUUGGAGCUUUUGUGAUUUUGAUUUUAAAAUAAAUGUUAUAAGUUUUGUAGGAAAAGCUUUGUUAUUUCAAAAUGUCUGCUGCUACACCUGGCAGUGGGUGUAGCCACUGUUACAAGUAUUAACUAGAAAUCAAAAUACAAAAUCAAGAGGUUCAUAGCUUAACACUUCUUACAGAUUGUCCCCUCAAUUUGUCUAUAGUAUACUUCAUAUACUUCACGUCACCAAAGCUGUAAAUACGGCAUAUUUCAGAUUUUAUGCUUCUUUUUAUCUGUAUCAUCUAUAUCUCUAUCGACAUCUAUAUCGAAAAAAAUAUCUGUGUAAAAACUAUCAUACCUAAUCUCUUUGUUUUCAGGGUGUUUCUGAAUGAGAAAUAUCUCCCAGCCUAAAUAAAAUGGUUUGGCAACAUUUUUGAGGCCUUUUAUUUUGCAAAGAUAAAUGGCAGCUUUUUAAUGUACAGUUUACUAAAUUAUAAAUUGGAGUGACAAUAUUCACUGACAAUUCUUUUAGGUUCAUAAUAUGCUUAGUCUACAUAAGUUAAGUGAUAAACCUAACAUAAAUUAAGGUAUAAAAUAUGCCAAAACUGGUUGCUGUUUUCAUUAUAUAACACUGCAAUGCGUAAUAAGAUGAGGUCUUAUUGUACCCAACGCAUUUUUCUCAGAAUCACAGUGUUCAAAGUACAAUAUGUCUGACCAAAUACAGAAAAACGUGCAAGGUGCAACUUCUAUUCAAACUAGCAGAAAGACUUUCUUGCAUUCAGAAAUAAGAUGAAGCAACCAACAUGCCUUGGUGUUCAUAGUCAUGUCUUAGGGUACGUAAGGUAAGGUCAGAGGUAAACACAGAUGAUACACGUGGUGGAUAUUUAUGACAUGAACUUUUCAAGCUCUACUCUGCAAGUUUUGUGGAGGUUUUCUGUCUUUUGGGGAUUUUAUUUUAGUUUGCUCUUUUUUUUUGUUUUGUUUUGGUUUUUUUGUUUUGUUUUGUUUUUAUUUUGUUUUGGUUUGGUUUUUUGGGGUUUUUCCUACUUUUCUUUGUCCCCUCCACACUUACCCCCUGAUGCAGUAAUUCCCAUGUAGGACAAGAACACAUUCUUAAAAGUAACUUUCUCUGUUAAUCUGUUCUGAUAUUGGAGUGGCAGUGAGUCAGUGACAAUUCAGCAUAAUUUACAUCACAGAACUCUGAAACUGCGUUUCUGGAUGCGCUACUGCCUUAGCAGUGCUUGAGACUUCUUCCAGGCUUGCUAGCAUCAUCUCCUCGACCCUUUUUUUUCUGUUCCCUGAAGAUCAUUUAACAUGAAGGAGGAGGGACUGCGUAUGAAUGAGCUCUUUUAAAAAAAAAUCUUCCUUGUGUGUAUGAAGCUUGAGACUCAGGAAUGUAGAAAAGCAUUCAUUUGAAACAAAGAAGAAAACAGCAAGGUGCAUUUGUGCGUUGAACGGUUUAUGGGUGUUCCUCGCCAAAGCAAAUUGAAAAGCUUUCUGCGAGCUCUUCUGAACAGAACCCUGGACUGUCUUUUUCUGUGCAACGUACCUGGAGGUGUGCUCAGUGGUUCUUUAAAUCCCCUGUUGUUUCAACCGCGCCAUGGGGAAAAACACCUGCAGCAACAGGAAAAAAAGAAAAAACAAACAAACAAAAAAAGCUCGCCAAAAGGCAUAGUCUGCAUGUUAACGAGGUGCUAAUGUCAGAUCACCCACACCUGAAUGACUAAAAUGUGAGGAAAUGUUUCUCACUGCAUAAAGGGGAGAUUUACCUUCUUCAGACACAGUACCCAUGCUGACCUAAGAGACAAUUGCUCAAAGGCAUUUUGUGUUUUAACAGAUAUGUAAAUAGCCAAUGUAUCGCACAGACUUUGCUUUGGUGCGGGAUGAGUAGGUGUUGCAUUUUGACUUAGUAAAUCAUUAUCUUUAAUUACUAAUAAUCCUAUUAUUCAAACAUGCAUCAUUAAAGGAGUGUCCACUGUACAUAGUGUUUACAUUUUUAAAAGCUUGCCACAGAUGACAUCCAAAUCUGGCCUCAGACACAUGGCUACGAAACUGUCUCUUGGUCUUCCAUUACAGUUGUUAAAAGCACUAUGAGGAAUGUAUUGGAUUAAUAUCUCUUUGAUUUUAAUUUUGGAUUCUUAUGAUAAUGGCAAUGUAUGUUUGUGAAGGUACAGUCUUUCCAUGAUACAUACUGCAGUUCCUUGUAUUAGCAUUCAUGGAAGCCAGACUAAUAUUCUGGGAUACUGUGCAAUCUUAAUAUGCUUUUCUUUUGUCAAAAAAUACAUAUGAAAAGUAGCUAUUACCACAUGGCCCCAAAAAAGCAGGAAUAAGACUCUUAAUUAUAUUAUUAUAAAAGAUUGAAUUGCCUGAUGUUACAUUUGAGUUCCAAACAGUUUGUCCUUAGCUGUACUAGCUGAACAAAAAAACCAAAGAAAUAAAUCAUCCACCCCCAGCAACUCGGGGUUUUAAUGUUUUGUUUAUUUCCUUCUGCAGUCGUAAGUGAAAAGCUAAUUAACUAUUAUAGCAGUUGUGAAAUAGCUGUGUUUGAAUAUUAAUCUGUGUCAGCCACUGCAGUUCUUGGAGCCUGUGUGAGAAAUGUGUAUCUAUACAUUCAUAUACACUUUCAUAUAUACAUAUGUAUAUACUUUCAUAUAUCUAUAUCUACAUAGAUAAGAGGUUAGGAUGUCAGCUGGUCACGGAUGUAGAUGUGGGUCAAUAGGAAUGGGACACCUCUCUUCUCACACAAAGUCAGAAAAAUAUGCGAAAUGUAGGGAAGGAGACGGGUAUGGCCUGCAAGUGACAGUAUACAUACAGUAAAGUAGGGUUGGGUCUUGUGGAGAACUGCUUUCGUGGUUUUCAAGGUAGAUGAUGGACAGAAAAGUGCUGACCACGUGCCCUUGGCUACAUUCUGGUGCCUUCUGGUGCCAAGUUGUGCUGAAGGUUUGUUAGCAAUAAAAUACCUAUUGGACAGAUAUUCAUUAAGUUCACUGAUGCCAAAUGAACGGGGACUGGAUUUCCAAAGAGAUUUUUAGUGAAAAUAUUGUCUAACUUCCCAGACUGACCACCCUUACAAAGGCUGGGAGUUGAAAUUAAUGACACUAUGAGCUACACUGUUAUUUACAGGUCAUUUAGAUAAGUGAAUUGUCCUUUAUCAGCACUUGCUCCAGUCAUUUUGGUGACAAAUGCUGACACAACAGGUUAGUACCUAACCAGCUGCCAAGUUAGUACUUAACUAGCGUUUAUUCGUUUGGAGUUAGUAACCUUUUCUUAGUUGAUUGAUUGCUACUUAUAUAGCACUUUUUAAAAAUUUUAUUUUGUAAAGCAUAAAAUAAGGCAAAUACCUAGAUAGAUACAGAUGUAAAAUUACUUCUGACUGAGAUGCAAUUGAUAGCUCUUUAACAAUAAGGCAGGUAAGAGCAUUUUAUGUGGAUAAUAACAAAUGGUGAUUUCACAAAAUUAAGAAGUUAUAAAAAACACGUUUUUUAAUAGCUCAGGGUCGGGUUUUCUUUAUUGCUAACUUAUUCAUUUGUUGAAUUACGCUUAUACAAAGAACCCGGGGGUUUGCAAUUUUUUUUUUUUUUUUUUUUUUUUUUUUUUUUUUUUUUUUUUUU
This is a messenger RNA of Prinia subflava (tawny-flanked prinia), 9880 nucleotides long. RefSeq names its product leucine rich repeats and IQ motif containing 1 (gene LRRIQ1). The record is from RefSeq and is a predicted model, not a curated record. NCBI's taxonomy places the organism in Eukaryota, Metazoa, Chordata, Aves, Passeriformes, Cisticolidae. The transcript is spliced from 27 exons. The coding region runs from base 201 to 4745 and encodes 1514 amino acids. Gene Ontology annotation, molecular function: protein binding.